UGGCUGCUGGGCAGGGUUUUGCUAGCAGCUCCUGAAACCAUGGGGCUGGGCUGUAGGUAUUUUGUGAGCUUAGUGCUGCUCUGGUCCCUGGGGACAGCCCUUGGGCAGGGGGACUUCCUUGGGAUCAGUUUCUCUGUCUUGCAGCGUGGGUAUGAGUAUGACUGUGGAGACUAUGGGAUGCAGCUGUUGGUCUUUCCCAGCCCAGGCCGCACUGUCCGCUUCAAAGUUGUGGAUGAGUUUGGGACAGCCUUCGAGGUUACUAACUGCUCCAUCUGCCUCCACUGGGUCACAUCUCCCCAGGAAGGGGCGGUGAUCUUCUCAGCAGGCUACAAUGGCUGUCAUGUGCUGAAGAAGGAUGGCCGUAAUCACCUGCGGGUCCGUGUAGAAGAACUGCUGAGCACCAGGGCUGUUGCUGCCACCCGUGAUGUGAACAUGACCUGCCCCAAGCCCACUGAACAUGACUUAACCCCAGAGGAGACCAUGCGCUACGUGCCGCAGCCGGGCCCGGUGCCUCAGCCGCAGCCGGGCCUGGUGCGCCCGGUGCCUCAGCCGCAGCCGGGCCUGGUGCGCCCGGUGCCUCAGCCGCAGCCGGGCCUGGUGCCGUACAUCUAUCCUCCACUAAGUAAUAUAGGUGCCCGCCUGACACCAGAGCAGUGCCAAGUGGUGGCUGGGAAGAUCCCCUGUGCAAAUGCCCUUGACCAAGCUGCCUGCUUCCAGGCUGGCUGCUGCUAUGAUGGGACUGACCCAACUACUCCUUGCUACUAUGGAAACACAGUCACUCUUCAGUGCCUCAUGGAUGGUCACUUUGUUCUGGUGGUCUCCAGGGACAUGUCUGACCACCCCAUCAUCCUGGACAAUGUACGGCUAGCCUAUGCCCAGGCAGGGUGCAAUCCCAUCAGGAUGACAGAGGCUUUUGUGCUCUUCCGCUUCCCCGUCACACAAUGUGGCACCACAGUACAGGUGAUUGGGGACAAAUUGAUCUAUGAGAAUCAGCUGAUCUCUGGCAUUGACAUACAGACUGGGCCACAGGGCUCCAUCACUCGGGACAGCACCUUCAUCCUCCAUGCUCGUUGCAUCUACAAUGCUAGUGACUUCCUGCCAGUCCAGGUCAAGGUCUUCUUGCCCCCUAUACCUGCACCAGUCACCCAUGCAGGACCCCUCCGGUUUGAGCUGCGCAUCGCCACAGACCUGAGCUACACAUCCUAUCUCACGGAGAGAGACUAUCCUGUGGUGAAGGUGCUCAGGGACCCAGUCUAUGUGGAGGUUCGCAUCCUGCAGAGAACAGACCCAUCCCUGGUUCUGGUUCUGCACCAGUGCUGGGCCACCCCAAGUGCUAACCCCCUGCAGCAGCCACAGUGGCCCAUCCUGGUGGACGGGUGCCCAUUCCUAGGAGACAACUACAGAACCCAGCUUGUGCCCAUGGGCCCUGCCUCAUCUGAGCUGCCCUUCCCAACCCAUUACCAGCGCUUUGUCCUCUCCACCUUUGCCUUUGUGGACUCUACUUCCCAGAUGGUGCUCGAGGGACUGGUGUACAUCUUCUGUAGUGCUGCUGCCUGUUCACCAUCCCAGCUGGAGUCCUGCAAGACCAUAUGCCCAUCAGGGGUAACUGCAAGAGGCCGUCGGUUCCUGACUAUCCAAAAUGAGACAGAGCCUGUCAAUGUGGUGAGCUCUCGUGGGUCUGUGACUUUCCAGAACAGCCCAGAGGCAUUCAAAGAGCCAGUCUAGGGAAUGAAGACCCUGUCUCUAGACUGGACUUGUCCCCUGUGCUCCUGGCUGGGCUCUUGCUGGUGGUUGUGGGCUCCAUCCUCAUUGCUGUGAUCAUGCUUUGGAAGAGAAAAGGAUGGAUGACCAGGUUCCAAAACCCUCAUGAAGGAACAUUGUAACAAAAAACAAUAAAACUGGUUGUAUUCUA
This is a messenger RNA of Chrysemys picta bellii (western painted turtle), 1912 nucleotides long. RefSeq names its product zona pellucida sperm-binding protein 1-like. Gene Ontology annotation, biological process: binding of sperm to zona pellucida; prevention of polyspermy. Lineage: Eukaryota; Metazoa; Chordata; Testudines; Emydidae. Gene Ontology annotation, cellular component: egg coat. The record is from RefSeq and is a predicted model, not a curated record. Gene Ontology annotation, molecular function: structural constituent of egg coat; acrosin binding.